AUGGAUGACCAGAUUGUCUUAGAUGCGCCAGGGCAGCCUGUCAUGGAGGAACGCAAGCGCAAGGCGUCCAUCGACCUCGCACCCUCGAGCCCCAGACCCCGACUGCCAAAGAGUACCGACACCUCCAGCGCCGACACCGACACAGAUGCUCAGACCUGCCCAACUGCGACUCCGCCUCUAGCCCCUCGCGUUCCGCGCGACGCAAAUGCGUGGCACAACACACAAGCCGGAAUGGCGCACGUUGCAGGCUAUCGCAGAUUCAUGGCGUUCAUCGACGACCUCAAAGGUGAACGUGGCGAUGAUUCUUCCGCCACCGGGACGAGUGACAGCAAUAGCGCCGCUGCUGCAGCUUCGACAGCUCAGACGACCCCAGAAGCCGCAACACCAGCUACUCCUCCAGCAACCAAGUACGCCGAUACGUUCUCCGACUCGGAGUGCGAUUCCCCCGACGCCGCCAACUGGUCCGAGGCAGAGUUCUCCGCGUCCGACGAAGAUGAUGGUGAGGACACCACGUUCUGGCAGAGUGAGAUCAGUAGGCUCCAAACCCGUCUUCAGGCAGCUGAGGCUGAAACAAGAACGCUGGAAGAACAGAACGCAGAGCUCACCGCCAGAGCCCAGCAGGCCGAGCGCAGGACCGAGCUGGCGGAGGAGAAAGCGAGGGAGCUGGGGCGGCGCUGUGACGAACUGAGAGUAGAGAUUUAUGACCAGAAGACCAAGGUCGAGGCUCUUGCAGCUGAGUUUGGGGAGGAGCGCAGUGCGAGGGCUUCAAGGGUUCAAUUUGCUCCAACUACCCAUGUGCGGCUGUUCAACCGAUAUGAAGAGACAUGGAGAUGGCGGAAGCGGAUGGAGGGCGCAGGUCGCGCAGAUCCGCUACAUACGAAGGACGGUCACACUGUGCCUGCGCUUUCUUCACUCGCCACUCUCUAUUCCUCCAGACCUGCGGUAGCUCCUCAGCAUCACAGGAAACCGUUACAGGGCUCUCUCCACCGACCCCGGCCCUCCCAGAACAACCUCCGCCGCCCGCAUAUUUCCUCUACCGAGAUGGAGUACCUCAAGUUCUUCAAGCGCCGCACGGUCAUGGAAGACGACGACGAGCACAAGCGCAAGGCCCCGCGCUUGCGGUAUUGGCAAAGCGACCUAACGAAUGGGAGCCGAGCGGAACGCCAAUCUGAGUUAUCAGACCCCCACUGCCCUAACCUUCUCCGCAACGUAUACUCCCAGCCCGAUCCCUCGUCGCCUGGCACUUUACGGGGCCCCGUGGCUCAGGACCAGACCGCUGCAGCCGACAUGACGAGCCUGCAAUCCGUGAUCGAGGCCCUUCGCACCCAGCUGCGCGCCUCAGACGUCCACGCCCGCACGUACCGAGAGGCAAACGUGACCCUAGCCCGCCGGGCGCUGAGGGCGGAGCGCAGGAUUGUGGAGGUGGAGCGCGAGGCUACCAGUGCCACAAAGCGGGCCGAGGAAGCAGAGCAAGAGCUCGAUCGGCAGAGGAAGCUCGUCGCCGACUGGACCAAGCGAGCUGAGGAGGCGGACAAGGCCGCACAGGAAGCCAGAGCCAAGGCGGAGCGUGCAGUCGCGGACGCAGACAAGAGGGCGUUGACGGCGGAGACCGACGCCGCUGCACGCGUCCAGGCCGCCAACGCCGCAUUGCUCCGCGCCGUGGCUGAGGCCGAUAACAAGACUACCGAGGCGGAGAACAGGGUGGCAAGGGCUGAGGCGGCCAAGACUGAGGCUGAGCGCCGAGCCACUGAGGCCGAGUGUCGGGCUGCUGAGGCUGAGGAGCGCGCAGAGAAGGCUGAGAAGCUUGUCGACGCUUACAAGCUCGUGCUGGAUGAUAGAGAGCGGAUUCCUCCACAGCAGCGCAAGACGCAAGCACCAGCUGGCGAGGCGCCUCAGCCUGACGCUCGUGACCAUCCCGCAAAUGCCAACGAAGUCAAACCUGUUAUCGAGUGA
Trichosporon asahii var. asahii CBS 2479 is the source of this 1953-nucleotide messenger RNA. RefSeq lists its product as uncharacterized. Lineage: Eukaryota; Fungi; Basidiomycota; Tremellomycetes; Trichosporonales; Trichosporonaceae. The transcript is spliced from 3 exons. The record is from RefSeq and is a predicted model, not a curated record. The coding region runs from base 1 to 1953 and encodes 650 amino acids.